GGCCCUCUCCGUUGGUCCUUCGCUCACCAAGAUACGAGAACCUGCAAAUUAACGAGUUGAUAAUAAAUAUUGGCGCUUAAAAGAUACUCGCAUCAAUCGUUCACAACAAUAUCCUGUUUUUUCAUCAUUGCAACUGGCCGAGGAGGCCGUUUGUGGUCCAUUAAUGAGCAUCUGACCGGCAACCUGCUGCCAUCACUUGCAUCCCCGAUCCUUUGAAACGAUGGAAAGCUACCUUCCUCUCGAACUGUGGAUACUACUCGCUGAUCAGAGAUUGCCAAAGAAGACUCUUACCACCUUGUGUCUGACAUCCAAGACACUCAAUGAAAUCUUCAGACCUGUGCUUUACCGUGAGAUUGUGCUGCCGGAAUCUGCAGAUGAGGAUGAACUUCAGUGGAAGUAUCGACAACUGCAGGCCAUCUCCCAACUUCCUAUUGAGACCCACCUUCGCCACAUACGUCGAUUAGACCUCAAUUAUAUUGAGUCAGCUAUUUUAGCUUGCCUUUGCACUUGUUUUUAUUAUAUGAAAAAUCUCGAAAACUGUUCCAUCAGCACGAUUCCUGACUCCGCACCUUAUUUCCGUCUUAAUAAAAUCAGGGACAUCUGCCUCGAUCUAUCAAAGAUUACAAGCCAUGUUCAGGGACGUUAUAUUCGGCCAGAUCUUCCAAAGUUCAGAAACCUGCAUAGUCUAGACUUGAGGAGUCUGAGGGGUAAUCUGAAAAUUCUGGGCACGAGUAUUGCUAGAAUUCUUUUUGUAAGUGUGAAGGUGUCGGCAUUUCUAGUAAAUGCCUUUCUUGAUGUUCAGUUUGCCCUGCCUUGAAUUUAGAAUCUACUUUUUUUCUUAGAUCUAGAGUGUUCAAACCCGAAGUAUCGUUAGAUUCUUAGGUCUACAUCUGGUUAGCAAAGAGUAUCUCUGGGUGUUAAAAUGCGAGAUUGCUAUGCAAUUCAUUCACGCGUAUCGCUAUGUGGAGAGGCUUCUCUUCCAUUCAUUUUUUUAUUCUUACCUUUUGUCCCGUGACGUUUUUCCAGUCAUUCUUUUCCUUAUUGAGAGCCGUUUGAUACAUAGAUAGCUCAUAUCACCUAGAACGAUGGUAUGCCUACCGUCACGGCACUCGGUCUCGAUGUAGAUGGCCUCCAGGGAAGCAACACCACAAGUAAUUUAUUCCUGGAUAUUUUCGCAGAAUUCGACAAUUUGAGACGAGAAGAUGAAAAGCCCGACCUUCGAUUGAACUUGCGAGAUCUCAUAUUGGGAAAGGGAAUGUACCAUCAAUCCCCUGCCAUGGACGUGCAAUACGACUAUAAGCAGUGGCGAUUAUCAAAACUUUUAGAUGUAACGAAGCUUCGUACAUUACGGCUGUUGAACGACCCAUGUACUGAAGGCAAUUACUGGGUGCCAUAUAAAAGUAUACAUUUGGAGUUAUUUGAUGGCAUCACUGCUCUCCAGAGAGUUUCUGUGGAAUUCCUGAGUCAAGAAGUCCUACAAUUACUUCAUCAUUUAAUUAUGAUGAAAAAUUCAUCGAAUCAAACGACCCUGCGGGAGUUUCAAGCAACCCUCGAUAACACGGUUCACUCGCAAAUACCUGGCUCUCCUAGUCUCUCUGAGGUUGUAGCUCUGCUUUUGCAAUUCAAAUGGCGUCAACUAUUGUUAUCAGGUGAUGAAAGUUGCAUGGACCAAAUCUACGAGGCUUCCUGGGAUGAGCCUUCAUACCAGUGGGAAGAGUUGGGAAUUUUGUGGAUUAAUUGGGAACAACAUCGCGAUACACUUCUCCAGCUCUCGAAACUUCGCAUUUUAAUGUUCUCUUACGCCACAGUAACUAUUAGUGGUAAGCGCUCACAAGUUAUAACGUGUAUAGAGGAUGCAUUUGAUCUUUCCAAGAGGAUAUUUACUGCGUUUCAAGAACGUGCGGCAAAUCAAAAGAGGAAUUCAAACCUAAGGUAUAUCGGUAUUGAGGGCUGGGUUUUUACUUCUUUGCGGUUGCCUUUUUCUGGGCCUAAUGAUGAGCGCACUGGAGCUGAGAUCGUGCAGCUUGAUAAGGAAGAAGCUAGAGCAUUUGAUUUUAUGCGGAUGAAUGAAAAAUUAUUGGGUGUUAAGUAUAGGUUGGGUAGAAGGUAGUAAUAUGGAUAUUGUUGUAUGCGGAGAAGGAAGGGAUAUUGUCUAAGAUGUUCCAGAUAGAUCAUUUUGGAGAGCUUUAUCAACCCCCAAAUACAUCUAUACCCUUUUCA
Molecule: messenger RNA, 2220 nt
Organism: Botrytis cinerea B05.10
Lineage: Eukaryota; Fungi; Ascomycota; Leotiomycetes; Helotiales; Sclerotiniaceae
Exons: 4
Coding region: 221-817 (198 amino acids)
Source: RefSeq, a predicted model, not a curated record